Messenger RNA from Oxyura jamaicensis (ruddy duck), 1027 nucleotides. It is a transcript of the gene PBK, whose product is annotated as PDZ binding kinase. Lineage: Eukaryota; Metazoa; Chordata; Aves; Anseriformes; Anatidae. Gene Ontology annotation, biological process: protein phosphorylation. The coding region runs from base 24 to 989 and encodes 321 amino acids. The transcript has 11 exons. The record is from RefSeq and is a predicted model, not a curated record. Gene Ontology annotation, molecular function: ATP binding; protein serine/threonine kinase activity.
AGGAGCGGGUCCAGCUUGCAGCGAUGGAAGCCCUCAAGUCCCAGAACAGCGCAGAGCCCAAGGAGAAGGCUGAUUCGGGCUCAGCGUCCGUCACCAUCCCGGCCUCCCCCUUCAUGCAGAAGCUCGGGUACGGCACCGGGGUGAACGUCUACCUGAUGAAGAGGUCCCCCCGGGGUUUGUCCCGCUCCCCGUGGGCCGUGAAGAAAAUCAACCCCAAGUGCAACAGGAGCCAGCAGAGCAUCUACCAGCAGAGGCUGAACGACGAGGCCAAGGUCCUGAAGAGCCUCCAGCACCCCAACAUCGUGGGUUACCGCGCCUUCACCGAGGCCAACGACGGGAGCAUGUGUCUCGCCAUGGAGUACGGAGGAGAAAAAUCCCUCAGCGACUUGAUCGAGGAGAGGCACGCGGCUCGCCUGGGGCCCUUCCCCGCCGCCACCAUCUUCAAGGUCGCCUUGAGCACGGCCAGGGGGCUGAAGUACCUUCACAACGACAAGAAGCUGCUCCACGGAGACAUCAAGUCCUCGAACGUGGUCGUCAAAGGCGACUUCGAAGCCGUGAAGAUCUGCGACGUGGGAGUCUCCCUGCCCCUGGACGAGAACAUGACGGUGAGCGACCCGGAGGCGCGCUACAUCGGCACCGAGCCCUGGAAGCCCAAGGAGGCUCUGCUGGACGACGGCGUCAUCACCGACAAGGCCGACAUCUUCGCUUUCGGGCUGACCCUCUGGGAGAUGAUGACCCUGGCCGUGCCCCACCUCAGCCUGGCCGGCGGCACCGACGACGAAGAUGAGUCCUUUGACGAAGACGACUUUGACGAGGAGGCGUACUACGCAGCGCUGGGGACGCGGCCGGCCCUGAACAUGGAGGAGCUGGACCCGUCCUACCAGCGCAUGAUCGAGCUCUUCUCCAUCUGCACCAGCGAGGACCCGCACAAGCGCCCCUCGGCCGCCCACAUCGUGGCAGCCCUGGAAGCGAGCCUGCCCCCGCAGUGACGGCUCCCUCCUGGGGCAGCGAGGCCGUGCCCGGAGCU